Messenger RNA from Pongo pygmaeus (Bornean orangutan), 4587 nucleotides. It is a transcript of the gene C10H12orf60, whose product is annotated as chromosome 10 C12orf60 homolog. The coding region runs from base 1849 to 2583 and encodes 244 amino acids. NCBI's taxonomy places the organism in Eukaryota, Metazoa, Chordata, Mammalia, Primates, Hominidae. The record is from RefSeq and is a predicted model, not a curated record. The transcript has 2 exons.
CCUACCAAUCUCUGAAAAAACAAUUCCUUUAAUUAGAAAUUCUGUGAGACUGUUCUUUCCUUAGUUUUGACUUUAAUGUCCAAGAAAGAUGGCAUCACCUUUCUUGACCAUGAAAAUUUAGAUCUCUAUCAUUGUUUAGAAAUGUGAUGAGUGUGAAGACCACUUUGAAUAUCCUCAAGUCAUCAGUUUAGCUUUUUUCUUACGGAUCACAGCACUGACUUUGUCAACUGAUAAAAACAACUAGAAAAUGCUUUAACGAUAUGGCACAAACCAUGAACAUCAGAAUUCAUUAGUCCUUCUUCUAUAACCUCCCUUUAUUAACAUGUCAUUGUAAAAGAAGAAUAAGAAGGGAAUGGGGGUAAUGGAUCUAGGCUCAAAACAAAUACCUCACCUUUGCCUCUCUCCAUGGUUUUUCUUGGCAUGUAUGCUGUACAUUCUUAAUACUUCUAAGACACUAAAAACUCAUUAAUUUAAGCAUAUUUAAUUCAGAUUCAGUUCUAAUUCAGAUAUAAUGCUUGACUCUCAAGAGUUCAAAACACAACUAAAAAUGCAAAUAUUUGAAAUUAGUGCUAUACUGAGAGCUCUCCAAAACUUAAAUAUUAAGACACAUAUUUUUCUUACUAAGACCUGACUCCCAAUAUAUAUUUCUUAAGGUAACUAAAGGGAAUACUUAUUUUUGUUUGAGGAAAAAAUAUUUUGUAAGCUAAAACUUUUAUUAACACAGUACCCUAUUACAUGACUUCUUCCUCUUACUCCAAAAUAAUGGGGCUUAAUUUUUUGAAGCAGUCUUUCCAGUAAUAAAGGCGGACAAAUUUGCUUCCUUUUGCAAGUAGACACUUUUUAAAGAUAAGGAAGGGAAGAUUUUGUCAGACCAGUUUAUUACAGUUAAUGUCUCUUUCACCAAGCGUCCAAUUGCCCCGAAAGCCAGAUGUUUCAGAAAGCCAGAUGUUUCAUAGCUGUUCUGGUGGCAAUUAUUUCAAGACAGCGGUGUCAAAGGCUCUGAUUUUUAGCUUCCUCAUCUAAAAAAUGGGGACAUCAAUUACUUUAUAACAAAGCUAUGAUGAUACAGUGAGAUUACAAAUAAAAUAUCCUGUGAUGUUUGCCUCACUACUUAACUAAAAUCUUUAUAAUGGAUCCAUAUUCCUGGCCUAGCUACCAUACACCCUGUCAAGUGGUUUCCUUCUAGGAAAAACUGGCGAUGGGGCGGUUAGGGGGAUGGGAGAGCAGCAGGGAGUAGGAGGUAGGGAAGGAGGAAAACAAGCAAAAUCAGUACAAAUACAAGCUCUCCCAUCUUUGAUUUCCUGCGUUUUUUGUGCUUUCCUUUCUCAAGUUUCCUCAGGCUCAUGUUCUGAAUCUCCUCCCCCACAAAUGAAACACAACGGAUACGAAUUACAGAGAAUUUCACGGAAGACACUGGAGCUUAAGUCUGCACAGAUUAGUUUUUUGUCUACAAGCGGAGGCGACUGGAAAAUCAAGCCAAACAACCGCUGGGGAACUCUAAACAGCCAAAGAACCUUCAACGGGAUAGGAUCCAGGUCCACCAAAGGAGGCAACACCAGCAACUGACGAAACCAUAGCGACGGUUGAUCGACCAUGACUCGAGAUACAAGACGUCAAACCUAAGGCUACCAAUCAACGUGCAUAAGAAGCGGCCCCAACCGACCCGGGCGAUGCCAACCGCGUAACCACUGGUCGCCGCGCCACCCCAGGCCCAGGAAUAGCCCAGUCCGCAACCGGGAGACCUCAACCGGGGAGAGGAGGAGCGGGGCAAAGGGGCUGGGUGUCCCCCAAGCCGCUGCGCGGGCUGUGGAAGGUACGAAAGAGUGCUGGAACUUCUUUGUUGGAGAAAUGUCUUCAGAGUCAGAAAAGGAUAAAGAGAGACUGAUUCAAGCUGCCAAAAUGUUCUUCUUUCAUGUACAAGAUCUUGCUUCUGUCACAAACACCCUGACUGAAUUGUUUAACCGCAGUAUGAAUACUCAAAUCCUUUUGAUGGCUGUGAAAAACAAUAGUAACAUUAAGGAUUUUUUUGAGCAAAUGCUCAAAAUUUUUAAGGAGAUGCAAUCUGUAGUGGAUGCAAGACAUGACAAAAUUCAAAAGGAGUCUUUAUGUUCCAAGGUUGCAAUGGCCAUGUGCUCUGUGGUUCAGAAGAGUACCAAUGUAGAGGAGUUGCAUCAGUCAGCUAAAGAAGUAUUCAAAAGUGCCUAUACACCAGUCAUCAUCUCUGUGCUAAACAGCAGUAACAUCCUUGGGAGACUGGAAUCUUCUCUUUUACACUUGAUGAAAUUCCCCAUCAUGAAUCUUCAAUUAAGUGACUUCUAUACAGAAGACACCAAAGAGCAAUCAGAUGUCACCACAUCUGAGAGAAGCAGGAGUCCAGGUUCUUCCAAAACCACUAUGAUAGACACCUUGAAAAAACUGCAGGAUGUACUAAAAACUGAGGAUUCCAGAAAUCCCACAAAGUCAGCAGCAGAUUUGUUGGAACAAAUUGUCAAGGCUAUGGGACCAAUCUUAGAGAUUCUCCAAAAAGCCAUAAAGACUAUGGAAAUGAAUAUUUCUGUGUUUAAGAAAGCCAGUGACAAGUAGGGAUGCAACAGAAAUGUUCAUUUCUGUCAGAAAACUAUUUAAAAUGUUAUGGUUUUUCAUAGUGAUUUCUAAGAUCUUUUGGUGCCAAACAUGUGCUAUGUUAGAACAUAAGUACACAAAAGUCAUCUGGCAAAACAUUUACCUGUAGUUUUGCUUUAUUAAAAUAAAAAGAAAUAAUUAAGAAAGCCUGUUUGAAAUGUCAGUCACUAAGAAGAAUAUAUUGUUGAAAAAAACAAAGUGGUAUUACAUUUGAGGAUGUUUCUAAAUAUUGUGUUUCAUCUUAAAGCAUAAUUAAAACAACCCUAAAGUAGUUCCCACUCUUAACUAUUCUAUUUCCAGUGAGAAAUCCAGGUAAACUGUAAAUAUCAUUAGAUAGACAAUCUAGGCCUGGGAAACAAAAUAAACUCAACUUUUGUCACUCAUAUACCAAUUUCUAUAUACUUCAGUACCUUGACAAUCAGAAGCCAUCACUAAAUAUUUUAAAUAUGAUUCAUAAGUGAGAACAGUGAAUGAGCAAUAAUAGACUUUUCUUGCUUAUGUGAGUAAGACCAGAGCAGAUAGUUCAUUCUCACUUGUCUCGUGAGGUCUUAUGAUUAGAAAAUACUAGAGGUGGAAAAAUGGAAGUACUCUAGCCUUUCACAAAGAAAAGACUUUCACAAGGAAAACACUUGCAGAAGUAGGAUAUCUGAGAGGUGCUUGUAUUUAAAGAAAUGAGAUAGGGCAGUCUCUUUGUCUACCAUAAGUCUUUGGUUCUCAUGCAUUGUAAAUGAGUGUGUACUCCUAAGAUUGGCCUUGAAGUUAACUAUUUCACAUGAUACCUGAUAGAACUCUGUUGAGAAUAGGAAAAGCAAUAAUAACUCCAAGCCAAAGCCAUCAUUGUAAUUACUAUUGUCAUUUAAAAUAAGGAAUCCCUUCUCCAUCCUCAGAUAAUUUCAAAAUGUUUGGUAGGGAGGGUCAAGUGGAUUUUGACCAUUACCAGAGCUUGGAGGUCCUGGAAAAAAUGAUGAGUUUCAAUACAUUAACUCUCAUUUUCUCUCCACAGCAAAGCUGAAACCUUGCUUAUUUGUAAUAGGUUUCUAUUAAGAACUCUAUUAUUUUGAAGAGGAUGUUAAAUUGAUUCAUUUGCUACCAUACACAUACACAUACACAUACACACACACACACACACACACACACACAGAGGGUGAGGGUGAGGGAGAGGAGAAGGGAGACAGGACUGUCACUUUGCUACUUUUUCUGGACCUGUAUGUGUCUAGGGUUUCAAUCUCCUUUUAGUCUUAGGAUUAUGUUUCAGAAUGUUGGAUGCAACAGCUAGGGGGAUUCAUAUGGAAAUGAAUGAGACAAGGACCAAGACAAGUCUUGGUGUAGAGUCUUUCUGUAAAGUGACUGGAAGAAUCGCUGGUGGCAGUUCACAGGAAGUCCUUGCCAGAUGCCAAUGGGAAUGACAACCAGGGUGUUAGAGAUUGGAAGUGCCCACUUCAAUAAAGAUGAGUGGUCUUCCAGUGCUGGUGGCUAUUGUUAGGCUGGUGAUCUCUUACAGUGUUUCACAUUUUCCCACCACUGGGUACCACCAGUCUGACCACUCUAAUGACAUCAUGUCUGCUGCUGCCUCCUGGCUUCUGGAAAUACUGAGGAAAAGCUGUAUUUUUUUCUCAAACCUAUUACUCACAUUUAAUGUUUCUCUCAAAUACUUUGGUUUUGGGUUCCUCUCAUUUUCUCUAAUAUCCUUCAGUUUUUGAAGAACAAAGUGGGGUGUGUUUCUAUACUAUGCCUUGUCUCAUUCCUCUUCUAGGCUGUGAGCAUGGGAUGGCCUAGCUGUUUGAAUGAAUCAUCAGUAGGGAGGAAAAAGUGAACUGCCACACAAUACAACACAUGAUCAUUUACUAUUAAAAAAAUGAAAUACUAUUAUACUUGUAAUUUUUUUUCUUAUUAGUCGCCAGUGUUUGCUGCAUCUUGGUAUUUCUGAAAGCACCUAAUUCAAUAAAUGCUUGUUGAAUUUUACCA